UUCGAACGAGUUGGAUAUACCGAUUUUCGCUCCUGUAUUUAUUCUAACUCGAAGCCGGUUUAUACCUGAAACUUUAAGCAGUAUAAAGUUCUUUUCGGUACCUUUUACUGCACUAAGGUCCCGUCUAACAAUAGGCGACAUCGUGAAUAGUUUUAGAUCAUCCUGGCACUCUAGGCUAGUUUGCAAUUGUUUUCAAACAAACUUUUGCGGGAAAGCGGAAUCUCUUGUGUUUUUGACAGACUGAUAAGAAACACUAAGUGGAAGAAAGAUACAUUCAGAAGGACAAAAAGUGUUCUUGUGGUGCUUUUUAAGUGAACUUACGAAUAAACAAUUGCUUAUACAGAACAAUUUUAGGUCUAGUUAUGUAUUGUGUCUGAGUAUUAGAAGUGACUUUGAUUCCUGAGAUUAACUUGGGAUUCUUUAUUUUUAUCAAGAUGAAAUUGACCAUUGGUUUAGUAUUAUUGACAGUGCUCGCGCUAGUACUAUCCGAGCCGAAUAAUACCAAAACAAAAGUAAGAGUUUUAAAGUGCUGCCGUGACGAUCAGGAGUUGAGAGAAUCGGAUGAACCUGGAAUAGUAGCAAAAUGUGUCAUGUCACAAGGUCCUUGGUUACCACUGAUUUAUUCCCGAAGGCAUCAAAAGCUUCUACCCAGCAUACCAAAUGAAUGGGAAGUAAUCGAAGAUACGAAACCAAGAUGUCCCGACAAUACUGUCCUCACCUUCGUACCCGACGCACCGAACCCUUUUUUCCUAACAGAAGAGGGUCACGCACUCCUCAGCGUCGAAUCCAACGAAAGCGUGAAAGCCGGUGAAUACUGUGCGGAUUCUAAAGCUCUCCUCGUCUGUGCAAAAAGAACGGAGAACCACGCGGCGGCAACUAAGAAGCCUCAGGUACAUCGCUGCUGCGGGAAAAAUGCAAUUUUUGAAGAAAACGAGAGAAUAUGCGCUCUGUUAAACGACGAUCCAGACGCGCCGCCAUUGCUAUCAAAUGCGUCGAUGGUGGAUAUCGUACCUGGUUUUCCACCAUGUCCAAAUUCCGACAAGUACGACAUUGUCGGGAAGGUCGAAGACGCCGUGUUACUUCCCAACGGAGGUUUGGAGGUCGAUGGCAUCCAAUUGCCAACUGGACAAUUCUGUAUCGAAAGAAUCAUGGAGACAAAAAUUGCCAAAGUCUUUGCCUGCUCCGAACACAAUCCACAGAGAUCGGUGGUCCAGAAGGCAGACAUCAGGUUCACCUUGUACCCGCUCGCCUUCAUCAUCAGCGUGAUCUUCCUGGCAGCGACCUUGGGAACUGGAUGGCUCCUACCAGCAUCUCAUCACGUAUUGCACUGGCGCUGCCAAACUCAUCACAUCGCGUGUCUGAUGCUGGGUGAUCUUGUCAUGGCGAUAAUUCAGUUAGCCAGUGGUUCGAUCAAAGGACCAAGUUGUAAAGCAUUAGCUAUCAUGGCGCACUUUUUCUUCUUGGCAGCAUUCUUCUGGCUCAACACCAUGUGCUUCAAUAUCUGGUGGAGUUUCCGCGAUCUGAGAUCGGCCAUGUUGGAGAAAGGACCGAUGACUUUGCGACUGAGAGUCUACGCUUGCUACGCGUGGGGUGGUCCGUUACUGGUCGCUGGGCUGGCAGCGCUCUUGGAUUAUCUGCCACCCCAGCCUGAAUACAAUUUCCUGAGGCCACGUUUCGGCGAGAAACAGUGCUGGUUCUAUGGGGACAUGGAGAUUCUGGUUUACUUCUUCGUACCCGUCGGCAUCUUGCUUGCCGUUAAUUUGGUAUUUUUCGCUGCCACGGCCUGGGAACUCACCUGCGGAUUAUGGAAGGGUGAAUUUGUCAAGAGCAACACUGAGAGAGCCGCCCUGGGUCGAGUCUGCAUGAAGCUGGUGAUCGUGAUGGGCGUCACGUGGGUGACCGACGUCGUCUCUUGGGCAGUGGGUGGUCCCCAGUAUCUCUGGUACUUUACGGACCUCGUGAACGCCUCGCAGGGUGUCUUCAUCUUCAUCGUCGUUGGCUGCCAGCCACAGGUGAGAGCUGCGGUGAAGAGGCUGUGCAGCAAGAAUCCCAGGAGUAACGCCGGCAGACAAGGAAACGCGCUGAGCACUACGAGCCACGGGAUGCCCAGUAUGGGCGACAGCGUCACUCAGAAUCCAAGUACGAAAACGGCGCCGUUGGAAACUAUUUGCUAGAAAGUUCCGUUUGACAACGAGGAUACCAAGGAGGACCAAUGACUUCGACGUCUGGAGGAGAACGUAAUGAGAUACGUGGAGAGAGGGAUUUUCGAGUAUAAUGACGGAGGAUACCUAUCGCACGGAAGAUCUUGGGAUGCUGGAUCCUGCGGUGCGGUUGGACCCUUAGAGCGUAGAAUAAGUACAGGAGACAUUCGAAGACUAAAUAUUUCUUUCGUACCUCGAGAUGAAAUGAAGAAAAAUCGGGAAUGAGAUUUUUGAUAUUUAUAUCUAUAGAUAUACACUCCUCUCUGGACGUAGAUACGAAGACUAUACUAGAAUCGUAAUAACUCUAGUGUACACGUAUAACAUGAAUGGUUAUCGAGUCACUGCCCAAACCGAUCGACAGAUCGGCGAUCGCAUGAUCAUUGCGAAUUUUCGAUAUCCAAUCAAUCCCAAAGAAUCGCGAGGCGCGUAUUCCCGCUCGUGUAAAGUUUCGACUGAAUGGAGGAGAGGCAUUUUUGUUUUUAUUUCAUUUUUUUUAUUUCAUUUUUUUUUAUUUCAUUUUUUACAUACGUUUUUUUUUACCUCUUUUCUUAAUAUUUCUUUCAUAAGCGCGUCGAGUAGACCUCAUCAGUCUGCUCGCGUAAAUCCUCGUGCGAAUCGAGGUUGUUAUAAUAUGAAUUACGACUCGUGACAAUACGCAAGAUGGGAAAUCAAUGCCUUUUCGAAAUGCCUUCCGAACGUGAUGUUCGACGAACCGAAUUGUAUUCAAGAAACUUUGCGAUUCUCGGUGUUGUAAAAGCGCUAAUUAAUGUUUCACGACUUAUCAUGUAAACGUCAAGCUGAUAAUUUCGCGUGCUUACUUUUUUUUUUAUCUGACCAACACAAAACCUAACAAUAACAGUUGCGGUUUUAAUGGGCAUUCAGAACUCUUUCGCGAGAAGAGUAUGUGUUCAAUGAAUGGCGUGAGAAAGAGAGAGAGUGAGAGAGAGAGAGGGGGGGGGGG
Cephus cinctus (wheat stem sawfly) is the source of this 3162-nucleotide messenger RNA. It is a transcript of the gene mthl1, whose product is annotated as probable G-protein coupled receptor Mth-like 1. The record is from RefSeq and is a predicted model, not a curated record. Gene Ontology annotation, cellular component: membrane. Gene Ontology annotation, molecular function: G protein-coupled receptor activity. Lineage: Eukaryota; Metazoa; Arthropoda; Insecta; Hymenoptera; Cephidae. The transcript is spliced from 6 exons. Gene Ontology annotation, biological process: G protein-coupled receptor signaling pathway; cell surface receptor signaling pathway. Bases 435 to 2174 code for a protein of 579 amino acids.